This is a messenger RNA of Vombatus ursinus (common wombat), 5943 nucleotides long. It is a transcript of the gene SPATA31H1, whose product is annotated as chromosome unknown C2orf16 homolog. Bases 1 to 5943 code for a protein of 1980 amino acids. The record is from RefSeq and is a predicted model, not a curated record. The transcript has 16 exons. Lineage: Eukaryota; Metazoa; Chordata; Mammalia; Diprotodontia; Vombatidae.
AUGGAGCUGAUCCUGGGGCCUGGCCCACCCCUGCCACCACCUUUCAGCCUUCUUCUAUUACUUGGUCUCCUUGUCAUUGGAGUCUGGUCAUUGCUGCCUGGAGAUCGAAGGUGGGAGCUGUUGUCAGCCAAGAUCAGUGAGACUUCAAGGCAGCAAAAAGUACCUGGGAACCAAAAACUCACAAAAGUUCCACCUCCACGCUGGGAAGACAAUCUUCAGAUGGGAUGUACAGGAGCUGACCUGGCCUGUUUUUCAGGACUCCCUGUGGGCUGGGCCCAGAAUUAUACUCUCUGGUCAAUGGAUAGGAGCCUCCAGCAUAUUUUCCAGUGCCUGGACAUUGCAAGAUCCAGCCUUAUGAACUUGUCCUCGUCUUCACAAGUGACCUCAACUUCUUCCUCCAGCUCUUCUAUUGCUGGUCCUGAGGACGUGCAAACCCUGACAUGCUAUGACUGCCACAGCCCAGGGUUUUCUGGAGUCCAGAGAACUUCUUCACUUCACACCAAUCUCAGUGCAACUCAAUCCCUUGCCUAUAUUUUUAGAGAGAACCUACAACACCAGAGCCAUAGUCUACCUAAUCCCUCCAAAAAUUAUUCUGGACAAGCACGGGUGCUCUCUCUGCCUCCUUUUCUGCUUCCUCAAGCUAAAAAAGAUACCACAGGGAAGAAUACCUUUUUGGAAAACUGCACCUGUAACUUCAUUCAAAGGGUCUAUGAGAACAAAGCAUCGGAGGAAGAGAAUGACAGCUGGGUCCCCAAAGAGAUCAGGAAUUCCUUGGAGAUCCAUAUAAGGAGAAAGAUUGCCCAACGUUUGAUACGUCCUCCAAUUUUCAGAACGAUAAAGCUUUCUGUAAGUCCAUAUCCUUUGGCCUAUACUCCUAUCCGAAAGAGGAAGACAACAAAAAAUAGGGAAGGAAAUAGAGUUCUUAAAGAUUCAAAUCCUCCUCCACCUACAGAUCUUCGUGAGAGACCCCAGCUCCCAUGCUGGGCUCCAAUUCAACUUUCACAUUCAGCCCGGUGGGUGCUGGAGGGGCACAUGGCCUGGAAAGUGUGUACACUGAGGGCCCAGAGAGUACCCACAGCUGUAAAGCAGUCAUGGGCAAUGCUGAACCAUAUCAUUAAAGUGCAGAAUGAAGGCCAUAAAUCUCAAAACACUGUAAAGGAUACCAACAAAAAAUCUCCAUAUGUUUCAUGCUGUCUACUUUCCAUGGAUUUGGAAACUGACCACACAAGACCAACAAGUCCAAAAUCAUCCAAAGCAGAUAGCCAGCUCCAGCCAAGACCUCCAUUUAUUACACAGAAUGCCUUUUCCUCAGGAGUGGAUGUCAUCCUAGGGGAAGUCACGUUCCUGCAAGAGGAUGUAAAAAAGAAGUUGGAACUUUGUAUUAAGAAGAAAGUCAAUGGUCUUCUAAAGAAGGUCAUAGGGCAACAAAAGGAGGCCCCAAAGAAGAAUGAAGAAUUGAGUACUGGGGUAGGCACUAUGAGAUUGCUUCAAACUGUGGGAUCUGUGCCAUUGGGCCCAACGACCCAGGUUCAAGUCAAAGACUCUAAAGGAUUGACUCUAGAGUCACAUGGUCAAAUAACAGAUUCUUUGGGGCUGAACUCAGGGCCACAGGUUCAAAAGGCACAGAUUCAAGACACAGAUAAGAUAGAGCUAACUCCAGUGCCACAGAAGCAAGAUGUAGAUUCUUUGGAGCUCAAAAGUUCAAGCUCAAAGGUUCAAGAUAUGGAUUACGUAGCAACAACUCUAGCGCCAGUGAACUAUAAUGCAGAUUUUGUGGAGCUGACCCGAGGAUCACCAGUUCAAGAUAUGGAUUCCAUGGGGCCAACCCCAGGGCCACAGAUUAAAAAUGUGGAUUCGGGAGGGCUGAUCCCAGGGUCACAGGUCAAACUCACAGAUUCCAAGGGGCUGGCCCAGGGGUCACAGGUCAAACUCACAGAUUCCAAGGGGCUAGCCCAAGGGUCACAGGUCAAACUCACAGAUUCCAAGGGACUGGGGCUGAUCCCAGGGUCACAGGUCAAACUCACAGAUUCCAAGGGGCUGAUCCCAGGGUCACAGGUCAAACUCACAGAUUCCAAGGGGCUGAUCCCAGAGUCACAGGUCAAACUCACAGGUUCUAAGGGGCUGAUCCCAGAGUCACAAGUCAAACUCACAGAUUCCAAGGGGCUGAUCCCUGGGUCACAGGUGAAACUCACAGAUUCCAAGGGGCUGAUCCCAGGGUCACGGGUGAAACUCACAGAUCCCAAGGGGCUGAUCCCAGAGUCACGGGUCAAACUCACAGGUUCUAAGGGGCUGGCCCAGGGGUCACAGGUCAAACUCACAGAUUCCAAGGGCCUGAUUCCAGAGUCACAGGUCAAACUCACAGAUUACAAGGGGCUGAUCCCAGGGUCACAGGUCAAACUCACAGGUUCUAAGGGGCUGAUUCCAGAGUCACAGGUCAAACUCACAGAUUCCAAGGGGCUAGCCAAGGGAUCACAGGUCAAACUCAUAGAUUCCAAGGGGCUGAUCCCAGAGUCACAGGUCAAACUCACAGAUUCCAAGGGGCUGGCCAAGGGGUCACAGGUCAAACUCACAGAUUCCAAGGGGCUGGCCAAGGGGUCACAGGUCAAACUCAUAGAUUCCAAGGGGCUGAUCCCAGAUUCACAGGUCAAACUCACAGGUUCUAAGGGGCUCAUCCCAGGGUCACAGAUCAAACUCACAGAUUCCAAGGGACUGGUCCAGGGACCACAGGUCAAACUCACAGAUUCCAAGGGGCUGAUCCCAGGGUCACAGGUCAAACUCACAGGUUCUAAGGGGCUCAUCCCAGGGUCACAGAUCAAACUCACAGAUUCCAAGGGACUGGUCCAGGGGCCACAGGUCAAACUCACAGAUUCCAAGGGGCUGAUCUCAGGGUCACAGGUCAAACUCACAGAUUCCCAGGGGUUGAUCCCAGAGUCACAGGUCAAACUCACAGAUUCCAAGGGGCUGGCCCAGAGGUCACAGGUCAAACUCACAGAUUCCCAGGGGCUGAUCCCAGAGUCACAGGUCAAACUUACAGAUUCCAAGGGGCUGGCCAAGGGGUCACAGAUCAAGCUCAGAGAUUCCAAGGGGCCGAUCCCAGAGUCACAGGUGAAACUUACCGAUUCCAAGGGGUUGGCCAAGGGGUCACAGGUCAAACUCACAGAUUCCAAGGGGCUGAUCCCAGGGUCACAGGUCAAAUUCACAGAUUCCACAGGGCUGGCCCAGAGGCCACAGGUCAAACUCACAGAUUCCAAGGGGCUGGCCCAGGGGUCACAGGUCAAACUCACAGAUUCCAAGGGGUUGAUGCCAGGGCCACAGGUCAAACUCACAGAUUCCAAGGGGCUGGCCCAGGGGUCACAGGUCAAACUCACAGAUUCCAAGGGGCUGAUCCCAGAGUCAGAAGUCAAACUCACAGAUUCCAAGGGGCUAGCCCAGGGGUCACAGGUCAAACUCACAGAUUCCAAAGGGCUGGCCCAGGGGUCACAGAUCAAACUUACAGUUUCCAAGGGGCUGAUCCCUGGGUCACAGGUCAAACUUACAGAUUCCAAGGGGCUGAACCCUGAGUCACAGGUUAAAUUCACAGAUUCCAAGGGGCUGGCCCAGAGGCCACAGGUCAAACUCAAAGAUUCCAAGGGGCUGAACCCUGGGUCACAGAUCAAACUCACAGAUUCCAAGGGGGUGAACCCUGGGUCACAGGUCAAAGUCAAAGAUUCCAAGGGGCUGGCCCAGGGGUCACAGAAUAAAUUCAAAGAUUCUAAGGGUCUGACCCUAAACCCACAUGUUCAAGUCAUAGAUUCUUUAGAGCUGACCCCCAGGCCACAAACUGAAGUUGUAGAGUCUGUGGAAUUGACCUCAAGGCCAAAGUUUCAAGUCAUAGAUCCUAAGCAACCACCUCCAGAGUUGCAGUCACCAACUGGGGAGUCUUUCCAUGUUACCCAGGGCUCCACACCUCUAUACAUUUUAGAUUCUAGUAGGAUUGCCGCUAAGCUGAAACAAGGAGACUUGCAUGAGAACAUAGUGAUUCUAAAGCCCUUUAUUUUAAGAAUGUGUAGCAAAUUUUCCAAGACGGCACAACCUUCAACUCUUCCCAGGCCUCUUUCUGUGCAGCCCUCACAUUCCUUACAGCAAUGGAAGCUGAGCCUUCAGUGCCUAUUCCAUGCUCCUUUACUCCCACUUCGGAAAUCAGGGAAUAGUUUCUGCCAAAAAGGAUUAAGGACCCCAAGAGUCCUAAAACAGCCUGUUUCAAAGAGGCAAGUGAAGGCCCAGGAGCAGCAAAUUUCAAAAGGAAGAGUGGCAAAGAGAAAAUCAUCCUCUAAUACUGCCAUGCUAAGGAAGAACCUGGGGGCUAAGAUGCGGCAAGCACAUCAUAUCCAGGAGGCUCAUGUCCAAAGACCACUUCCAAUUCCCUAUCCAGAUGCCCCAAAUGGGCAUGUUGUCCUACCAAGACAAACGACAGUUUCCCAGAGCUAUCAAGGGAAGAUUAUGGGUAUCCUAUGCGAACUCUGUUGGAAGAAUUUACCCUUCAAUGAACAGCUAGAGGAUUCUAGGCCCAGUACAUCUCAGGACUAUUCUAACUUGACCACAAAAGAAGCCCAAGGAAGCCGUGAACCUAUGGAGGAAAGGAAGGAAAGGGAACAAGUCCCCUCAGAGUUAAGUGAGCUACCUCAGAAUACAAGUGCACAGCUGCCUUCCUCCCACAAGAUAUCUAGUACUGAGCAGAAACCUGUUUCAGUGGAGCAGAAUGAAAAACCAGAUACCAGCUCACAGAUAAGAACUUUUGAAUCUCAGCCUCUGACAGUAACUUCUUCCCAUGAACAGACCCAGCAACUACAGGACCUGCAGCUGAAAAUAACACAACAGCUCCUAAAGAAUCAACUGUCUCCCCAUUUCACUCCAUCCCAAACUACAGGUAUGGUUCUACAGUACCCUAUCUGUCUGCAGUGUGGCAGAUGUUCAGGCCCCAGUUGCCCCCACAAGUUCCAUGACUCUGUUGGGCCUUGGCUUGUUAUCUAUCCACAGCUCCACCUUUUUCGUAACUCUGAGGGACACGGGGAGUUUCGGGUUCAUCUUGGCUUUAGGUUAAGAACCCGAAACCAAACCCAAACUCCAAAGCAGCAAAGAGAAGUAGGGUCUUUGGUGUCAAUGAAAUGUGCAUCAUCACAGUCUGACCCAUCAGAGAAGAGAAAGGAUGAGGUCUGUACCUGUCAUGUCAUGAAGAAAAAUCUUACUCUAAACCCCUGCCCUAAUAAAGAUUUAGGACCUGAGCCUUUCCAGAAUCCUGAGCGUUCUGAAAACCCUGAACCUAUUCAAGUUCAUAUCAAAAGAAAUUUACCUGGCAGGCGAGUAGAGGUUGCAAAAACAGAAAGUGGAGAGCCUGAGCAAUAUGACUUUACAAUACAUUCUUUACUGGACACUGAUAUCGAAGAUGGCUGGGCUAGCAGUGAAGCUAAACGGAUCCCUGACUCAGAACAAGUGAAGACCCCCAAGGAAAUCAGAACUACAACUCAGAAAAUUGAAAGAGUGCCGAGACAGAGUACUCCCAAGGAUAGAAAGAUACAUCCAGAGGGAAGGACUAUGGAGGCCCAGAAAAUAGCUCCUCCAAGCACUCCUUCUGAGAAGUCCACAGGACUCAUGCAAUGGCUCUGCCUCAGUAUAAAGAGAGCACUUGGUAUGGCUUAUCCACCAAAGCCUUCAUUCCAACAGAUACAUGCUUCUAGGGCAAGGCCAUCCAGGCAACAAGGUUCAGUUUUCCUUGAACAAUCUCAUGUACAACAUGGUUCCAAAAAUGAGGGGAAGCAGGGGGUCAAGCCUCUAAAUACAACUCGUCUAGCCACUAAAAUGGAAAGGAAGCCAGAGAGAGAUGGCAAGGAAACAGAAGCAUUCAGACCACUAAAUAGGGCUCCAAAGACACCUUUGAGUCGCGCCGUGAUGACGUUUCUGAAGUAA